Rhinolophus ferrumequinum (greater horseshoe bat) is the source of this 4132-nucleotide messenger RNA. RefSeq names its product adiponectin receptor 2 (gene ADIPOR2). The transcript is spliced from 8 exons. Gene Ontology annotation, biological process: adiponectin-activated signaling pathway. The coding region runs from base 294 to 1454 and encodes 386 amino acids. Gene Ontology annotation, molecular function: signaling receptor activity. The record is from RefSeq and is a predicted model, not a curated record. Gene Ontology annotation, cellular component: plasma membrane. NCBI's taxonomy places the organism in Eukaryota, Metazoa, Chordata, Mammalia, Chiroptera, Rhinolophidae.
CUGAGGGGGCGAGUGUCCCGGGCGCGGGCCGGAGAGCGCGCGCUCGUCCCAGCCCUGAACUUGGGCCUCCGAACCUGACUCGCUGUCCUGCACGGUGUGCGGCGCGGUGGCCGGAGGGGCGGAUUGUGAGGGGCCUGGAUCUGCCCUCCUUUCAGCCGCUGUCACUGGAGCCUGGCACCCACCGCCCGCCUCGCCCCUCCCAGCAAAAGGGUCAACUGUCUCCUGAAAGCCCAUCCUUCCAGAAAGAAGGGACAGAAAGACAGACCUCUCUGUAAGAAAGGCUUGUGUAUCCCAUGAAUGAGACAGCGGAAAACCGCCUGGAGUGGAGCAGGACUCCAGAGCCCGACAUACGGCUCAGAAAAGGACACCAACUUGAUGGCACCAAGACGGGUGACAAUGACAACCACCAAGGAGACUUGGUGCCCAUUUUAGAGGCGUCGGUUCUCUCUUCCCAUCAUAGAAAAAGAUCUGAGGAACACGAGUCCAAUGAUGAAGCCUCUCAGGAAGAGGAGGGGUUUAUGGGUAUGUCCCCUCUCUUACAAGCCCAUCAUGCUAUGGAACGAAUGGAAGAGUUUGUUUGUAAGGUAUGGGAAGGUCGAUGGCGAGUAAUCCCUCAUGACGUGCUCCCAGACUGGCUCAAGGAUAACGACUUCCUCUUACACGGGCACCGGCCCCCAAUGCCUUCUUUCCGGGCCUGUUUCAAGAGCAUUUUCAGAAUACACACGGAGACAGGCAACAUCUGGACACAUCUCUUAGGUUGUGUAUUCUUCCUGUGCCUGGGGAUCUUUUAUAUGUUUCGCCCAAACAUCUCCUUUGUGGCUCCUUUGCAAGAGAAGGUGGUCUUUGGAUUAUUCUUCUUGGGGGCCAUUCUCUGCCUUUCCUUUUCAUGGCUCUUCCACACAGUCUACUGCCACUCAGAAGGGGUCUCCCGACUCUUCUCUAAACUGGAUUACUCCGGCAUUGCUCUUCUGAUCAUGGGGAGUUUUGUUCCUUGGCUGUAUUACUCUUUCUACUGUAACCCACAGCCUUGCUUCAUCUACCUGAUUGUCAUCUGUGUGCUGGGCAUCGCGGCCAUCGUCGUCUCCCAGUGGGACAUGUUUGCCACCCCGCAGUAUCGCGGAGUGAGAGCAGGAGUAUUCUUGGGCCUAGGCCUGAGCGGAAUCAUUCCUGCCUUGCACUAUAUCAUCUCGGAGGGCUUCCUGAAGGCUGCCACCAUAGGGCAGAUUGGCUGGUUGCUGCUCAUGGCCGGCCUCUACAUCACGGGAGCGGCCCUGUACGCCGCCCGCAUCCCGGAGCGCUUCUUUCCCGGCAAGUGUGACAUCUGGUUUCACUCUCAUCAGCUGUUUCACAUCUUUGUGGUUGCGGGAGCUUUUGUUCACUUCCAUGGUGUCUCAAACCUCCAGGAGUUCCGUUUCAUGAUCGGCGGCGGCUGCAGUGAAGAGGAUGCACUGUGAUACUUACCAGUAGCCAGGACCCCGACCCUGACCCAGGGCCUGCAGCCCGCAGGCCUCCCUUACUGGCCUCUGCUGCCGAUACCAGAGGAGCCACAAAACUCUGACAGCCUCAUGGGUUUCGUGACUCCCCAGGGGUUCUACAUGGCACACAACUGAGGAGAGAAAAACAAAAAUAAAUCAUACCUCAAAGGAAGAAGUGCAUCAAUUGGGAGGAAAGGAGAAACGGCCCUGACCCGCCGUGUUCUCGGGAUUCCCCGGUCGAGGGCUCUGCAUAGACCCUGGCAAACUGGCUUCUGGUCCAUGUCCUAUUUCUCUGAGAAACAGGUCAGCGGGGGGUUCAUUCUUGUCCCCUUUCUCUCCUUUAAACAAUAACACAAACCAAUUUAGGUGAACAUUUAUAUCCUGUUAAGGGAUGGGAGUGUGAUUUUAGAUCCUCUUUUGGGAGAACAAAGAAAUUAAUGUAAAUAAGAUUUCUAACUUACUGUUUAAAUAAGAAUUUAUAUAAAUGUUUAAAACAUUGGGGUAGGGAAGGGAGGGAGAAUUUUUGUAUAGAUUGAAACAUGCAAGUACCACACACUGUUCUAAUUUUGCACAAAGUGACUGUAGGAGGAUCAGGUGAUAGCCCCAGAAUGUAUGAUGCCUUGGUGCACCCAGGUGCCUUCUAGAGGCUGACACACCUUGGACCGGGUGGGGGGGAAGCGGGGCUGAGAGCACAGCCCCAGCCCGGUGAUCACAUGACCACUCAUGCCUGAGAGCCUGUGGGAGUCCUGAGGUAGAGGGAGGUGGUAUGUGUUUUCUCAGUGGAAGCUGCACGUGAAUGGCUAACAGGAUGUGUCAAAGGCUAGUUAAGCUGUCAUGUGGCAGACUGACUUGUCACUAUGCGGAUGGCCCUCUCUAAGGAGUGGAGCUACCUGCUUGGGAAAGUCAGUUAUGCUGCGAAAGGGUGGCGGAGACAGUGGGAGGAGCUCUGGACAUGUUAGCAGGGAGGCAGAGGGGACGACUUCCUGGCAUCCUGUUCAGUUUGGUGGUGAUUUUUGUCUGAGUGCAGGGAUGCGCCAGCUCCCAUGUCCUUGUUAUGGAGCUUUAGAACACUCUGGAAAUUUCCCUCUAUUAAAAUCACUGCCCUAACUACCUUUCCUCCUCUUGGGAAUAAAAAUCAGCCUUUCCCUGGAAUCAUAGUUACUGGCAUGGAGCCAGCCACAAGAGAUUCUGCCUUGUCACGUGCCUCCUGAGCUCACUUCUGUAGAUUGGGGGGUGUCUCCUUGGCACUAGGAAAGACAAGUGUCACCUCUGGUCCACUGUCGUGGUGAGCCUCAGUAUGACACAGACGUCAGCUCUCUUUGAACAAGAAACAGUUGAACUCAUGGAAAGCAGGCCCAAUACCCACCAUGGAGUUAUUAGCAUUCCCUGAAUCCCGUUUCUAAAGGGAUGGCAAGGGGAGAAGUUUGAAAAGGAAAUUGUAUGUUAUUGCCAGGGAGUCCGGUAGACUCUUUAACACUGAUUUGAAGAGCCGUUGGAAGUAAAGGAAAGAUUGCUUAUGUCCAAGAGGUUACCGGUCUGGUGUAAGGAGAGUGGUGGGGAGGCUCUGGCUCGUAGGGUUCUGAUCUUGGCUCAUAGGCGAACCUCCCAAAUAGCACUUGAUUCUUAGGUUACUUACUGUCAUCCAAGACUUGGUGAUUGAGUUACACCCUGGGGACUGUGGGUAUUAGAACUAGAUACUGAGGCCCUGAGCGUAGGUCAGGCACCCUCGGCUGGGUGUUUGGAAAUACGGGAAAAGGCAUCCUGUUUAUGCGGUUUAUUCUUGGUUCUUUUUCUCCUUUCUCUCUCCUUCCAAUCUCCAGCAAAAGCUGGGGACCAGGAAGAAAGAAUCCAUUGUAGAACUUGGCAGGAACCUAAGAGUAUUUUGGUUCUGGGUAAGGUCACUACCCUGGUUGCUAGGUGGACCCAGCCAGACUCAGUGCCUGACCGACUACAGAGCAGUAUUACGCCCCAAGGAAGCAGACCGGCGGGCACUGGCCUCUGGAAGGAAACUUACUGAGCUGUGUGAAAGCAGCAGCACCUGUCAGAAGCCAGGCUUGCUCUUUGGUCGUGCACUUGGGGACACGGGCUACAAGAUGCAGCCCUGAAGGAUCGCCAGCAGAGGUAGCCGUCACCCCACACCCCACAGGAGCAGUGGAAUCUGGUUCAACAUUAGCACAAACCCUUGGGGAAAAUGAAGUUUAACAUCAGCUGUAUAACCCAGUAAAAACCCCCCUCUUGCCGGUGUGUGUGUCUGUGUGUGGAAGUGAGUGUGCCCCUUUAUACGUGUGUGUCUGCACCUCACUACCAACAGCCUCACUGCACUGGCUCCUGCAGUGCCCGCUGAGAACUCACCAGGUUGGCGCCUGAAUGCCUUACUCUCAGCAGUCCGAGGCUUGCUUGCUCUGUGCAGAUUUUUAAUUUUCUUUUUUGGCCCUAGGCUGAUUAGGACCUCUGAAGCUUCAUUCUAUCACCAUUAAAUAGUGGCCUUUUUCAGUAUUUUUCCCUUUCCCCUUUAUACAUUGCUGAAGCCACAAAGCACAUUUUCGGGGAUCAUAGAAGAUUGGGGUUUCAGAAAGGCAUCUGUGCAAUGGUUUCCUUCACCUGGGAUUUCCCUACUUGCUGUAUUCUCGACUUCUAAUAAAAAAACCCAAAUGGAA